Molecule: messenger RNA, 1042 nt
Organism: Mesitornis unicolor (brown roatelo)
Lineage: Eukaryota; Metazoa; Chordata; Aves; Mesitornithiformes; Mesitornithidae
Gene: CCN3
Product: nephroblastoma overexpressed
Exons: 3
Biological process (GO): cell adhesion; signal transduction
Cellular component (GO): extracellular matrix
Molecular function (GO): integrin binding; heparin binding
Source: RefSeq, a predicted model, not a curated record
UGCUGGAAGGAGACAACUGCGUGUUUGAUGGGAUGAUUUAUCGCAAUGGGGAGACCUUCCAGCCCAGCUGCAAGUACCAGUGCACCUGCCGGGACGGGCAGAUCGGCUGUCUGCCCCGCUGUAACCUGGACCUGCUGCUCCCGGGUCCCGACUGCCCUUUCCCCAGAAAGGUUGAAGUCCCCGGAGAGUGCUGUGAGAAGUGGAUAUGUGACCCCAAAGACGAAGUGAUUUUGGGAGCCUACAGACAAGAGGCCACACUCGGGAUCGAUGUGUCAGAUUCAAGUGCCAAUUGCAUUGAGCAGACAACAGAGUGGAGUGCUUGUUCCAAAAGCUGUGGAAUGGGCUUUUCCACCCGUGUUACCAACAGAAAUCAACAGUGUGAGAUGGUGAAGCAGACCCGACUUUGCAUGAUAAGACCUUGUGAAAAUGAAGAGCCAGCUGAUAAGAAAGGGAAGAAAUGUAUCCGAACAAAGAAGUCCCUGAAAGCUGUUCACUUUGAAUACAAGAACUGCACUAGCCUGCAGACAUACAAACCUCGUUACUGUGGCCUCUGCAGUGAUGGGCGAUGCUGUACCCCACACAACACCAAAACGAUUCAAGUUGAAUUCCGCUGUCCUCAGGGCAAAGUCCUAAAAAAGCCAGUGAUGUUGAUCAACACCUGUGUCUGUCAUAAUAACUGUCCUCAGAGUAACAAUGCUUUCUUCCAGCCGUUAGAUCCAACAUCUAGUGAAGCAAAAAUAUGAAAAGCAAAAUUAGGUAGCGCAAAAGUUAUAAACGGUUUAUACAGAACUUGACCCACAAUCAGGUGAAUGUAACAAUUGCAUAUGUAAAAUAUCUAAGGUGUUUUUCAGAGCAGUCUAGGCGCUUUCUUUUUUCCUAUAGUUUAUUAAAUACCUCAAUUUACAUUUUCCCACUCCAAAUGUCUUUUAUUCACUUGAAGGAAAUUUUGUACCUUGGACAGAGCCUUAUUUUUUCUUGAUGGUGGCAUGAAGAUUACAGAACAGCUGGUCUUUCUCCUUGAGUUAAGGGGAUCAUGUCAUGA